Molecule: messenger RNA, 518 nt
Organism: Darwinula stevensoni
Lineage: Eukaryota; Metazoa; Arthropoda; Ostracoda; Podocopida; Darwinulidae
Source: the annotation of a GenBank genome assembly
UAGGGCAGGGCAGUGCCAAUCCUCCUGUUUUUAUCGUCAUGGAGUACAAACCUGAAGGCUUAAAAAGUAAAAACCCUGUUUUGGGCCUGGUUGGUAAAGGCAUCAGCUUUGAUACAGGAGGUAUAUCUAUCAAACCAUCUGCCAAUAUGGGUUACAUGAAAUGUGAUAUGGCAGGAGCAGCUGCCGUAAUUGGUGCUGUUGAGCUGGCUGCUAAAUUAAAACUAAAUAUACAUGUAGUCGGUGUAGUUCCUGCGGCUGAAAACAGUGUAGAUGCCAACGCCAUAAGACCUGGUGAUGUUAUUGGCUCCUAUAGCAAUAAAUCCAUAGAAGUAUUGGAUACGGAUGCUGAGGGACGGCUCAUUCUUGCUGACGGACUUGCAUAUAUCAUUAAAAAUCACAAUCCAGAGUAUAUCAUUGACCUGGCUACACUAACGGGUAGUUGUGUGGCCACAUUGGGGUACCAUGCUUCCGGCAUGUUUACAAACAAUGAUGAACUGGCCCAAUCUCUUUACGCUGCG